AUGGACGCGCGGGGCCACAUCAAGCUGAGCGACUUCGGGCUCUGCACCGGCCUCAGAAGAGCCACCGCACCGACUUCUACCGCGACCUCUCGCGAGCCACGCCCUCAGACUUCAGUGAGUACCCGCUGCCUCUCGUUCCUUAAUCUUAUGGACGCGCGGGGCCACAUCAAGCUGAGCGACUUCGGGCUCUGCACCGGCCUCAAGAAGAGCCACCGCACCGACUUCUACCGCGACCUCUCGCGAGCCACGCCCUCAGACUUCAGUGAGUACCCGCUGCCUCUCGUUCCUUAA
This is a messenger RNA of Parnassius apollo (apollo), 291 nucleotides long. NCBI's taxonomy places the organism in Eukaryota, Metazoa, Arthropoda, Insecta, Lepidoptera, Papilionidae. The record is from the annotation of a GenBank genome assembly.